Molecule: messenger RNA, 2504 nt
Organism: Gorilla gorilla gorilla (western lowland gorilla)
Lineage: Eukaryota; Metazoa; Chordata; Mammalia; Primates; Hominidae
Gene: ATP6V1H
Product: ATPase H+ transporting V1 subunit H
Exons: 13
Coding region: 546-2036 (496 amino acids)
Biological process (GO): proton transmembrane transport
Cellular component (GO): vacuolar proton-transporting V-type ATPase, V1 domain; lysosomal membrane
Molecular function (GO): proton-transporting ATPase activity, rotational mechanism
Source: RefSeq, a predicted model, not a curated record
GAGGUCCUCGGCCUCCCCUAGGCGAGGCGCAAGGUCUGGGGGCGGCGGGUCUUAGCGUGCCCGCCACGCUCGCCGCCUCCCACCUGCCCUGGCUGGCUGGGGCCCGACCCUUGCGUCGCUCCGGGGCCCAAGUUACGGACUCGGGGAUCCAGUUGCCCGCACCGAACAAACCCCUCCGCAGCCCCCGACCCUCCUCUCGCUGCUUUGGACUCUCCCGGCUUCCGCCUUCCGCAGCAGUCACGUGCCUCCGAUCAUGUGACCGGCGCCUCUGUCAUUCUACUGCGGCCGCCCUGGCUUCCUUUUACCUGUGCGGCCCUCAACGUCUCCUUGGUGCGGGACCCGAUUCACUUUCGGCUCCCGGAGUCUCCCGCCACUGCUCAGACCUCCGGACCUGACAGGAGACGCCUACUUGGCUCUGACGCGGCGCCCCAGCCCGGCUGUGUCCCUGGCGCCCCGGACCACCCUCCCUGCCAGCUUUGGGUGCGUUGUGGGGUCCCGAGGAUUCGCGAGAUUUGUUGAAAGACAUUCAAGAUUACGAAGUUUAGAUGACCAAAAUGGAUAUCCGAGGUGCUGUGGAUGCUGCUGUCCCCACCAAUAUUAUUGCUGCCAAGGCUGCAGAAGUUCGUGCAAACAAAGUGAACUGGCAAUCCUAUCUUCAGGGACAGAUGAUUUCUGCUGAAGAUUGUGAGUUUAUUCAGAGGUUUGAAAUGAAACGAAGCCCUGAAGAGAAGCAAGAGAUGCUUCAAACUGAAGGCAGCCAGUGUGCUAAAACAUUUAUAAAUCUGAUGACUCAUAUCUGCAAAGAACAGACCGUUCAGUAUAUACUAACUAUGGUGGAUGAUAUGCUGCAGGAAAAUCAUCAGCGUGUUAGCAUUUUCUUUGACUAUGCAAGAUGUAGCAAGAACACUGCGUGGCCCUACUUUCUGCCAAUGUUGAAUCGCCAGGAUCCCUUCACUGUUCAUAUGGCAGCAAGAAUUAUUGCCAAGUUAGCAGCUUGGGGAAAAGAAUUGAUGGAAGGCAGUGACUUAAAUUACUAUUUCAAUUGGAUAAAAACUCAGCUGAGUUCACAGAAACUGCGUGGUAGCGGUGUUGCUGUUGAAACAGGAACAGUCUCUUCAAGUGAUAGUUCGCAGUAUGUGCAGUGCGUGGCCGGGUGUUUGCAGCUGAUGCUCCGGGUCAAUGAGUACCGCUUUGCUUGGGUGGAAGCAGAUGGGGUAAAUUGCAUAAUGGGAGUGUUGAGUAACAAGUGUGGCUUUCAGCUCCAGUAUCAAAUGAUUUUUUCAAUAUGGCUCCUGGCAUUCAGUCCUCAAAUGUGUGAACACCUGCGGCGCUAUAAUAUCAUUCCAGUUCUGUCUGAUAUCCUUCAGGAGUCUGUCAAAGAGAAAGUAACAAGAAUCAUUCUUGCAGCAUUUCGUAACUUUUUAGAAAAAUCAACUGAAAGAGAAACUCGCCAAGAAUAUGCCCUGGCUAUGAUUCAGUGCAAAGUUCUGAAACAGUUGGAGAACUUGGAACAGCAGAAGUAUGAUGAUGAAGAUAUCAGCGAAGAUAUCAAAUUUCUUUUGGAAAAACUUGGAGAGAGUGUCCAGGACCUUAGUUCAUUUGAUGAAUACAGUUCAGAACUUAAAUCUGGAAGGUUGGAAUGGAGUCCUGUGCACAAAUCUGAGAAAUUUUGGAGAGAGAAUGCCGUGAGGUUAAAUGAGAAGAAUUAUGAACUCUUGAAAAUCUUGACAAAACUUUUGGAAGUGUCAGAUGAUCCCCAAGUCUUAGCAGUUGCUGCUCACGAUGUUGGAGAAUAUGUGCGGCAUUAUCCACGAGGCAAACGGGUCAUCGAGCAGCUCGGUGGGAAGCAGCUGGUCAUGAACCACAUGCAUCAUGAAGACCAGCAGGUCCGCUAUAAUGCUCUGCUGGCCGUGCAGAAGCUCAUGGUGCACAACUGGUAUGCCACGGCUUUUUGCUCACACUUGUACAUUAGUCUGAAAACUCUCACUUGCCAUUCUAAAAGUUCUUAUGUAAAUGCUUUGAAUGAUCAUUUUUAAAAUCAGUGAUUUUGAUUCAAAAUUUAGAAAUAUAUUUUAGUAAUUCAGAGCAAUGACACAUUAGUUUUAUAAAGACGGACUGCACUAAAGGUCUCAAGGAGUGUAUAUUCAAAAUAAUAAUUUCAAAAACGACUCCAGAAGUAACUAAAAGGACCUUGUGACAUAAGUCAGUCAGUCCUUUUUGGAGCUGAAUGCAGUUGGACUACUGAUUCCUUUAGAGACGCCACAAUUUUGCAAGGCUUACCUAUUCAGCAUAUGGUAAACUGGAUGAAUUUUACCAAUUCACAUAAAAACACUAAAAGCUGAUAAAUGAACUUAGAUUCAGCUCUCACAUUUCAUUCACUAUAGUUUUUGCUUUUGAAGUAACUAAAGUUAUGCUUCUUUAUUGCCUGUUUUUAUUUUUAAAAUAAAAAUUAGUGACUUUUUUGUACCCACUUAAAACAAGAUCAAUUAAAGAGUAACUACUUA